Molecule: messenger RNA, 3512 nt
Organism: Paramuricea clavata
Lineage: Eukaryota; Metazoa; Cnidaria; Anthozoa; Malacalcyonacea; Plexauridae
Source: the annotation of a GenBank genome assembly
AUGGAAGCUCAAUCGACAUUUACAAAUGCUGAGUUCUGUAAGUUGUAACUGCAAAAUGUAAACCAAAAUAUUGAAUAAAUUUUACAAAUUACAACAAUUAAUACUGUCUUCUUGGCAUUCAGUUUGUUAUAGGUGUGUGGAGACGCUCGAUCAUUUCCUCUUUUUUAUAUAUUUAAGGAUUCAUACUUACUUGGCUAUAAAUAAGUAUAAUGAAUGAGAACAAUAUUAUACGUCUGAAAUGUCGAGCGAAAUGCCAUGGUCAGGAAGAUAGUAUAGACAGACUGAGUGACGAAUAGUCAAUGCUUUCAAUUCGUCUAGAUCUGUUUCUGAUUGGUCUCAUUUAGCAUGUAUGCGAAAUUGAUGACUUUUUCUGUGGUUAGUGGUUUCUGAUUAUUCUGAUCCACAGCUUGAACGAAAUUAGAAAUACCUUGAAAACUUAUAUAAUCCUCUUAACUUCGACCGAUUGCUCUAUGAAUCGAUGUUGUAUUAAUAUUUUCAUGCUAAAACACAUAAACUCAUAAAGGGAUGCCAAUUUUCCCCGCCGAGCGAACAUUUCGUGUCAAGUGAAUGGAUAUUGACAGUGUAUGUGCAAAAUGCAUGUACAAAAGUGCAGUGCUGACAGUCGGAGGCGUCAAAAUGUUUUGUGAUUAGUUUAUAAUUUGUACGUGCGCAUCUGACCGCCACCACAAAACGCACGGUUCUUUCCUUUGGAGUUUUUAUACUGAUAUUGUGCGUAACUCCUCAUUUUUUAUUAAGCACGGCUUGCUGUGCGCUUUAGAUUGAUUUAACAGCUGGAGAGCGCGCUGUUGUCCGGGCACUGCAGCAUUCACGACAAAGGCGUCAAACAGCGAGUAAAAUAUACACAGCACACAAUCACUAAAGUAUAUUGCACUGCCGCGUAGCUGAGCCAGAGAAUAUAAGUGAUCAUUGAUCGGACUGAAAAGACGAAGAAAACGGUAUCAUUGAAUUUUCUAGUUAAACAGCAUCUUACAAUGUACCAAAAACCUGUGAUUUAUAGUUUCAAAAAGCAUUAACCGUCAAUAUAUCACCGUACGAAUAUAAAUGAGAAGCGGAGUAUUGACUAUUAGACAAUAAUUAUUUGUUUAAAUUUAGGUACUAUUUAAACCAUAUCUCAAUAUGGUAAAGUUGCAUGGUAGCUAUUACAGUGAUAUAGGUAGUAUGCAUGCAUGUACAACACUUGCAGUGGUUUGACGAAUGCUCAAAUACAGGCGGAAACGAACAAUAUGAUUAAUUACAAUGCAUUGUGUUGACGUAGUAGAUCUUUCUCUUCAAAAUUUAAUGAUUGAGUUAAUAAAUGGCAUAUAUUCAGUAUUAUAUAUGCUACAGUUUGAACUUUGAAGAUUGGAUAUGUAUGUUUGCGCGGGUGUAGAUGUAUAUAAAUGUAUAGCCGCGUAGGAACAUUGAUUAAUGUGUUGACGUAAUAAAUAUUAGUUGUUCAAUUAUUUGUUUAAUAUUGAUGAUUGUCUUAUUGCAAUGACAUAUUUCAAAGCAAUUGCAGAAACAAAGUAAAGAGAGUGUAUACAUAAGAAGUUAUAUAGAAAUUCAUAUGUGCGUUUUGUAUAGACUAAACUUAAAUUAUUAUACGUUUUAAUUAACGGAAGCUUCAGACUCGUCAAUAAUUAUUUUGUCAGAAAGCGGACGCGAUAUACCUUCAUUUAGAUACAAACACAAGCCCAUCUGUAUAACAUUAUAACAUCAUCUAACCACAUGUAUCUAGGCCAACGACUUGGAAGAAUGUACAUUUAUCAACAUUAAAAAAUCUUUUCUUGGAGAACCCCACUCAACUGUUGAAAGAAUUAAUGGAAUGUAUACAAGAGUUUCAAAUAAUCAUCAAAUCUCAUUUAAAUUUAGGCCCGGUGGUCUGACUUGAUGAAGAGGACAACAAGAAAUACAGUAUUAGUUUGAGUGUGAAGUGAUUCGACUCGUUUUGCAGAUUCGUGAUUGUCUGACCUUGUGUUGAACUUUCGCGGGGAAGAUUUUUGAAAGAAAUUAAACCCGAGUGUUGUGUACAGAAGGCUUUGUCUUGUAGCGUUAAUAGAAAGUGUCAACUGUGCAUUGGAGUCUAAAUCACAGUUGUUUUUGGUAAGUGUCACAUAAUAAUGUUGUUUUAGUAAGUCUCUCUUAUGAGCGGAACUUUAAUAGGGACUAAAAUAUGACUAAAAUCCACAUUUCAGUACAUCUGUAUCUGCAUGCGUGGACGUACCUGUGUCUGGUAAGGCAAUAUGCUUCAGCUCUAGCGAGAAAAAAUAAAAAAUCACAUAAAAAUAAUAAUAAUUGUUCUUUAAAAUGCAUUAUACAGAAGUCUCAAUGCUUUUUACAACAAGAACAUAAAAACAGUUAAUCGGUAAAAGCUAUCCUAAAAAAUAUGUUUUCAACUUUGCCUUAAACUCAUCGAUAAUUGAACUCGCUGCUUAAUUAAGAGAGUCAGGAAGAGUUCCCCACGGUUAAGAAUUUUUAGAAUUUGAUGCAUGCAAGUUAAUUUGCCUGUUUUAGGACGGCAGACGUAUAUGAUGACGGCCAUGCAUGUUUGAGGAGGAAAUAGCUUGCAUAUAAUGCAGUAUAUCUAAGAUAAAUAUCGGAAGACUGUGUUUAGGAAUUGACCGACUUUGUCUAUAUCCAGGGCAGAAAAAAGUUAUCCUUUGUUGUCUGAUUGACCCCGCUUGUAAUUUGCUACACUUUUAGCCUGUGUUCAUAUGAUAAACUGAACAUUAGUUACAUUAAUAGACAUUCGAUAGAAUAUACGGAUUUUAUGUUCCUGGAAAGAACAAUAAUUCACACCUUCACUGUAUACGCGCACUCGUGGGUUUAUUGCUCAUGUUACUUCAACAUGCAUACGACUAGUCGUAUACGAUUCUUUACUUUACUUUAAAUGAGCUUUAUUAGCAUGACCCCAAAAAAUUUACAGGUAUUGCUAAAGCAUUUUUUACAAUAACAGUUAAGGAUAUAUAAAAAAAUAAAGUUUUAUCUAAUUACAAUUUUUGAAUUAUAUAUAGGCUAGUGUAUUGAAAAUAUAUCACUGUUAUCACUGUUCGUGAUGUUGUAGUGUUUCAAGAGUUUCUGGCUUCAAUGCAUUCAUUUCGUCUUAUGAAACAACUAUGAAUGAAUUUUGAAAAUUCAUUCUGUAGUAUAGAAUCACUAGAUGACAUGAAGAAUAAAACAUCAUCAUGGCAUUCUAGGUUCAACGCAAAAUUUCUUUGUAUUUUUUCAAUAAAAAUAUUUCUAAUUUGAGCAUUAUUUUUACAUGAAAGGACGAAAUGGUAUUCGUCUUCAAUUUCACCAGAUUCACAAAAUUCGCAAAUUCUUUCCUCACGAGCAAUGUUUCUAAUCCUGUGUGUAAAGAUGUCCCAUUUCAAAUUUCGUCGUUUUCAUACGCCAAUCGUAUACGAUUAGACUAGUCGUAUCGUGUAAAUGGACCUUAAUUAAUAUCCAAAUCUUCUGGCAGUUUUUUAAUUCAUAUAAUUUAUAUAUUGUUUCUACAGAAGAAUGGAUAA